This is a messenger RNA of Pollicipes pollicipes, 1420 nucleotides long. RefSeq names its product cytochrome c1, heme protein, mitochondrial-like. The transcript is spliced from 8 exons. Bases 107 to 1030 code for a protein of 307 amino acids. Gene Ontology annotation, biological process: mitochondrial electron transport, ubiquinol to cytochrome c. The record is from RefSeq and is a predicted model, not a curated record. Gene Ontology annotation, cellular component: respiratory chain complex III. Lineage: Eukaryota; Metazoa; Arthropoda; Thecostraca; Pollicipedomorpha; Pollicipedidae. Gene Ontology annotation, molecular function: heme binding; electron transfer activity.
UGGUGGGGAUCUUUGCGCAGGAGGCGGGUGAAGGAGGUACUGCAUCCCGUGGGUUGCUAGCAGUUAUUUUUGCUACAUCUGGGCCUGCGGGCGGCAGCUGGACAGUAUGGCAUCUUCCGUGAGGCUUAUGGCCAAAUCCAAGCUGCUUGGACUGACCCAAACUGGGCUCGUUAAGCAGCCUGUUGCGGGCCUGUCCACUGCUGCCAAUGCCAGCAAGACAAAAAAGGUGGCGGUGGCGGCGCUUGGGGUCGCAGUAGGUGGCGCUGCCGCGGUGGGCUUCGCGCUGAACCAGUCCGUGAAGGCCUCCGUGCAGCUGCACCCGCAGCAGCUGCCCUGGACUCACAACGGCAUCAUCUCCUCCCUCGACCACGCCAGCGUUCGGCGCGGCUACGAGGUGUACAAGCAGGUGUGCGCCGCGUGCCACAGCCUGCAGUACGUGGCAUACCGCAACCUGAUCGGCGUCACCCACACCGAGGAGGAGGCCAAGGCGCAGGCCGAGGAGGUCAUGGUCACCGACGGGCCGAACGACCAGGGCGAGAUGUUCGAGCGGCCGGGCAAGCUGUCCGACUACUUCCCCCGGCCGUACCCCAACGACGAGGCGGCGCGUGCGGCCAACAACGGCGCUCUGCCGCCCGACCUGACCUACAUCACCAGCGCCCGACACGGCGGAGAGGACUACCUGUUCCAUCUGCUGACCGGCUACUGCGAGCCGCCGGCCGGCGUCAAGCUGCAGGACGGCCAGUACUACAACCCCUACUUCCCGGGUGGCGCCAUCAGCAUGGCCCAGGCGCUCUACAACGAGAUCAUCGAGUACGAGGACGGCACGCCGGCCACGCAGAGCCAGCUGGCCAAGGACGUCUGCAGCUUCCUGAAGUGGACCGCCGAGCCGGAGCACGACACCAGGAAGAAGAUGAUCAUCAAGACGCUGAUGAUCUUCUCGGUGCUGAUCAGCAUCUCGUACUACAUGAAGAGGCACAAGUGGAGCGUCAUCAAGUCGCGUAAGCUCUUCUACCGGCCCAAGGAGCAGUAGAGACCGGAUGGCGGGCGCCGCCGCCGUGUCGCCGCGCUGAUCUAGAGUGCUCGCCGGCGGCCGCCCCGGCCGGCAGCGGGUUUAUGGGUGAGCGGACGCCGCCGGGCCCGGCCAGGGGCGGGUCCAGCUGACCUCUACCGAACGGAAGAAGAAUGACCCUGAAAUUCUGACGACUUGUUAUGGUUUUACAUCGCGUAAAAUGUGCUGGUGUUUUAUUCUGCACGGGCGCCGAUCGUGUAACAGCAGCUGAUUUCCUUCCGCCGGCGCGUGGCUCGUGCCCGCCCCUGUGCCCGGUCAGUGCGGACAAGUGUACGUGAGACGUGUGCGCGGCGCGGGCCGGACUGUCGCCCGGGCCGGUCUGAUCCGGCCAAAUACACUGCGCUGCGGCAA